ACAAGUUCGCGUUUGCCCCGCUCCGUCAGACAUUAAACAAUCAUGGCGGACUACCGAGAGGCGCCCUUGGCCAGUCGGCCAAAAACAUUGGAUCCAAAGGAAUAUUUCAACCUUUCCGCGGAACAGAGGCGUGCCGAAGAAGCAAGGGCUGCACUACGCGCAAAGCUGAAGCGGCAGUAUCAGCUACAACUCAAUAACCCGCACAGAAAAGAGGUCAUUGAAGACCCUGCCCUGACACGCUUGGUGUACGCACGAGCCAACCCCUACACUCACUUCAGGCCCACAAACAAGACCUCUCUGUUGGGUGCAAUGAUUGGACUUGUGCCUCUCUUUGCCUUAUACUUUGUCUUCAAGACAGACAGGAAUAGGAAGGAGGAGAAGAUUAAGGCCGGUACCCUCGAGCGCAAGUUCAGUUUGUCAUUUUGAGCCUGGAUGUAGAAAGAGAUGAUGUCCAUGUGUUUAAUUGUUAUUAACCGAAUAAAAUUAUAUUGUCAAACAGG
Messenger RNA from Archocentrus centrarchus (flier cichlid), 500 nucleotides. RefSeq names its product NADH:ubiquinone oxidoreductase subunit B4 (gene ndufb4). Gene Ontology annotation, cellular component: respiratory chain complex I; mitochondrion. The transcript has 3 exons. The coding region runs from base 43 to 426 and encodes 127 amino acids. The record is from RefSeq and is a predicted model, not a curated record. NCBI's taxonomy places the organism in Eukaryota, Metazoa, Chordata, Actinopteri, Cichliformes, Cichlidae.